UUAGUCAUUUUGUUCAAAAUCAUCAUGUCUACAUCCACAUUAGACGCAUGGUUCUGUUGUUUGCAUUGCAAAACUCGCUUUGCUCCUUUCAAUGGUUUGAUUAAGGAACUUGCUUCACAUCGGAGUGGGGAGAAGUGUUGGUUCCUCUUUCGUGAUAACGCUGGCUUGAUGAAUGUGAACUUUGAAGGAAGAAAGGCAAUUGAUCAAGCUCCAACUAGUGUUAAAUCUGUUGAGGUUAGAGAUGGAGGUCAUACAACUCAAACAGAUAUGGCCAGCAUGUACUGUUCUAAGUGCAGUGCUCAUGUUGGAUGGAAAAUAGUUAAGGAGAGCAACAAUCACCCAAUAGUCCAUCAAGGCCAAUACAUAGUGCAAAAUCAUAUAAAGAUGUGAUGGAUGUGGCACAAGCCUGAAUGGGAUGCUUCUGCUGACAACUAUUAUAAUUGAUAUCAUUCGUUUCUUUUCCUAUUCAUUUAUUCAGAUUGUUGUUUCAAAUGGGUCAUGUACUAGUAGGAAAUAAUGAUAUGCCGAAUUUAAAUUAAA
Vitis vinifera (wine grape) is the source of this 540-nucleotide messenger RNA. RefSeq lists its product as uncharacterized. The record is from RefSeq and is a predicted model, not a curated record. The coding region runs from base 25 to 390 and encodes 121 amino acids. The transcript is spliced from 4 exons. Lineage: Eukaryota; Viridiplantae; Streptophyta; Magnoliopsida; Vitales; Vitaceae.